GAUGGAAGCCGAAGAGGGCCGCUUCCGGCCGCCCGUUUCCAAAAUGGCCGAUGCAGCUUCCUGGGGCGGUCUAAGUAGAGGCGGCCUAGGAUCGCAGACGCGAUGUUGCGGACUGGGCUGGGUCGCAUGCCGACACUAUUUCGUAGUGUGCGGACCCGGGAUUACGGACUGCGGCGGCUUUGGGAUUUGGGGGCUUGCCUAAAGACCGCGGAGAGACUUCGGGGCCGGGCCUGGGGCUGGCGGAGCUCGAGCUCCGCUGCGGGACCAGGGCGUGCAGCGGCGCUGGGGCGCGUGGAAGCGAACCACUACCAACUCGUCUACACCUGCAAGGUCUGCGGGACUCGGUCAUCCAAGCGCAUCUCAAAGUUGGCCUAUCACCAGGGUGUGGUCAUCGUGACUUGUCCAGGUUGCCAGAACCACCACAUCAUCGCAGACAACCUAAGCUGGUUCUCUGACCUGAAGGGGAAGAGGAACAUUGAAGAGAUCUUAGCAGCCAGGGGAGAGGAGGUACGCCGGGUGUCUGGUGACGGUGCCCUGGAACUGAUUCUUGAGGCUGCUGAGCCACCUGCCACCCCAGAAGGGGGUGAGGAUCCCACCCGCGCUGGCAAGACAGAACAGAGCUGACCAGUGCACUCCUGCUGCCGCCGUGGGCUCGUCUUCCCAAAGUCACUCACUUCAGUGCAGCCUUUCAAGCCUGCUGUUCCUGUCAGUAAACAGCCAUCACCUCCAGCUUUCCUUCCAAGUGACCUGGUAACCCGUUCAAUGUAGCCGCGGGCGGCUACACACCAAUGUACUGUGACCAGACAUCCCUGGCUUCUAUUUCCUGUCUCUGGAAAGUCAGGAUAAUGGAGAACAGCAGAGAAUACAGCAGCAGAAGCCCUGGCCCGGCCUCUUGUUGUUACGUGCAGCGGGCACAUGCUGGAAGAUACUGCACUGGGCAAGCCAAUGCCAUAAGCCCAUAAUGCCACAAAGCCCAACAGAAGCCAGACUCACUUGGCAGACUUUUAUUUUUGGGUAAAAGAAAACAAACGUACCUGUCGGGUUGGAAAGGACCCGUGAACAACAUGGCAAACACGUGUAAGCAAUAAAUACGCAUGUACAUUCAA
Apodemus sylvaticus (European woodmouse) is the source of this 1106-nucleotide messenger RNA. It is a transcript of the gene Dnlz, whose product is annotated as DNL-type zinc finger. Lineage: Eukaryota; Metazoa; Chordata; Mammalia; Rodentia; Muridae. Gene Ontology annotation, molecular function: zinc ion binding; protein-folding chaperone binding. The transcript has 4 exons. The record is from RefSeq and is a predicted model, not a curated record. Gene Ontology annotation, biological process: protein folding; protein import into mitochondrial matrix; protein stabilization. Gene Ontology annotation, cellular component: mitochondrion. The coding region runs from base 103 to 624 and encodes 173 amino acids.